UUCAACGGUGUGGAGAAAACCAUCCUAAAUAAAGGCAAAUUCAACUUCUCCAUCGUGAAAACAAAAAAAACUAAAAUCCAUAAAACAUUAGGCAAUCAACUAGCGGUCGCCAUGGAUGACUGCUGCCGGCCCUUGGCGUUCCUCUUAGGCCUGCCCUUCGCCGUCCUCUCCCUCGCCUUGUCCCUCGUCGGCGCCGCCGUUUGGCUCGUCGGGUCGGUGAUCAGCUGCCUGUGCCCGUGCUGCUGCUGCUGCGUCUCCGUCGCCAACGCCGCCGUCGACCUCAUUCAGCUGCCGGUGUCGGUGAUGCAGUGCUUUGUCAGGCAAAUUCCUUGCUAA
Molecule: messenger RNA, 336 nt
Organism: Zingiber officinale
Lineage: Eukaryota; Viridiplantae; Streptophyta; Magnoliopsida; Zingiberales; Zingiberaceae
Product: signaling peptide TAXIMIN 2-like
Exons: 2
Coding region: 112-336 (74 amino acids)
Source: RefSeq, a predicted model, not a curated record